Molecule: messenger RNA, 2329 nt
Organism: Cannabis sativa
Lineage: Eukaryota; Viridiplantae; Streptophyta; Magnoliopsida; Rosales; Cannabaceae
Product: cell division control protein 48 homolog C-like
Exons: 10
Coding region: 81-2204 (707 amino acids)
Biological process (GO): ribosome biogenesis
Cellular component (GO): nucleus
Molecular function (GO): ATP hydrolysis activity; ATP binding; RNA binding
Source: RefSeq, a predicted model, not a curated record
ACCAAAUAUAAGUAUUUCUAUUUUGCUAUCGAAGGAGGUCAUAUAGCCGCGAAAGCCCUCAAAAACCCAGUGAAGAAAAGAUGAGACAAAAGUCAAGAAUAAGAGCGAGAGAGGAGAAAGUUCUUGGCCGACGUCUUCAGUCUUUUAAGAACCUUAAUUCAUCCACAGUCGAUGAAAUCGCCGAUGAUCUUCAGUUCAGUUACCCUGAAUACAAACGACAAAAGAGACCCAUUUUUAUGAAACUACUCCACGAUGUCCUAGAACCCAACAUGAGACACGAGGAGAGGAGCCUUUCCUCUCGGAAGAAGUAUAAGAGGGAUGUUGACGAUGGAAAUAUUUGGGAGAACAAUCAGAAUUGUCCGAGUGUGUCUGAUGUUGACAGUGGGGUUGUGUCGAUGCCGACAUCGACAUCCAACUUACAAAAGAAGGAAGUUUUGGAAUUAGACCUCCCUGUUCCUGUGAGUGAGGUGAAAGUGAAUUUAGGGUUUGAGGAUUUGGGAGGGAUUAAAGGGGUUUUGAAGCAGCUUGAGAAGAAGGUACUUGUGCCUCUCUAUCAACAUCAGCUAUUGCAAUUCCUUGGAGUUCGGCCAAUUUCUGGCCUUUUGUUGCAUGGACCACCAGGUUGUGGUAAGACCAAAUUAGCUCAUGCCAUUGCCAACCAAACUGGAUUGCCCUUCUACAAUAUUUCUGCCACUGAGUUUGUCUCUGGAGUUUCAGGUGAAUCUGAAGAAAAUAUACGAGAGCUUUUUCAAAAAGCACAUAAGACUGCCCCUUCAAUAAUUUUUAUUGAUGAGAUUGAUGCUGUUGCAUCAAAAAGAGAAAACUUACAGAAGGAGAUGGAGCGACGCAUUGUGACUCAGUUAAUGACUUGUAUGGAUGCACAUUCAGAAUCGAAAGUUUCUUCUGACGAUAAACAGAGUUAUGUUCUCGUAAUUGGAGCCACUAAUAGACCUAAUGCUAUUGACCCUGCACUAAGGAGGCCAGGGCGUUUUGAAUAUGAGAUUGAGUUAGGGGUACCAGAUGAAAAUGCGAGGGCAGAGAUUCUUUCUGUCCUCACAAGAACCAUGAGACUUGAAGACUCUUUUGAUCUUCUUAAAAUAGCCAGGGCUACCCCAGGAUUUGUUGCAGCAGAUUUGAAGGCCCUGGCUUCCGAAGCAGGUCACCUUGUAGCAGAGAAACUUUUAUAUGAUAGAAAGUCCAGUUUAUGUGGGAAUUCUAUGGAGGAGGAUCAAAAUACACAAUGGUUGAAAGAACCAGUCAUGCCUGAAGUAAUGGAAAAGAUAAGCAUCACCAUGGCUGAUUUUGAGGAAGCAAUUAAAAUUGUCCAACCCUCUACUAGAAGAGAAGGUUUUUCUACCAUUCCUAAUGUAAAAUGGGAAGAUGUAGGCGGGCUAGAUCAUAUAAGGAAGGAACUUGAUCGAUACAUAGUUAGUCGUAUUAAAUAUCACGAGAAAUAUAAGAGAUUUGGAGUGAAUUUAGAUACAGGAAUUUUGCUUUACGGGCCUCCAGGAUGUGGUAAGACGUUGAUAGCACAAGCUGUUGCUAAGGAAGCCGGAGCUAAUUUUAUUCACAUCAAGGGCCCUGAACUUCUGAAUAAAUAUGUUGGAGAAAGUGAAUCAGCAGUUCGGAUGUUAUUUAGUCGUGCAAGGAUGUGUUCACCAUGCAUACUUUUCUUUGAUGAGGUAGAUGCCUUGACAAAAGAGCGUGGAAAAGAGGGGUCAUGGGUGACUGAGCGGCUACUUAACCAGUUGCUUACCGAGUUAGAUGGUGUAGACAAGCGUCAGAAUGUCUUUGUAAUUGGUGCCACGAAUAGACCGGACGUGAUGGACAAAGCUUCUUUGCGACCUGGUAGGUUUGGCAAGCAUCUGUACGUGUCUUUGCCAACUCCUGAUGAACGUGGUUUGAUCUUGAAAGCCCUGACAAGGGAUAAGCCGUUAGAUGAAACUGUUGAUUUGAAUGCUAUUGGACGGAUGAAGGGCUGCGAUAAUUUCAGCGGGGCUGACCUACAUGCAUUGGUUAACGAAGCUGCAUUGGCUGCUCUUGAAGAUUUUGAUGAAGAUAGUAUCAAAACAACACAUUUUGAUCAAGCACUCACUAAAAUCUCUUCGUCUGUUGCGCCCCAGCAAAGACAGUGCACCCAGUUAUUAUCAAAACCACUUCAAAGCAACACACGAGGAAAAACUAAAAGCUUCCUGUUGGAUUAGAAACUUCCCUCACUAGUCACUACAGCUGAAAGAUUAAGAUCAAGCCCAGAGUUUAUUUUUAUUUUUAUUUUUAAAUAAAAUAAAUAAAUAUAUUUUUUAUUUUAUAUUCACGAGCAAUUUUGUCA